Molecule: messenger RNA, 4345 nt
Organism: Cygnus atratus (black swan)
Lineage: Eukaryota; Metazoa; Chordata; Aves; Anseriformes; Anatidae
Gene: PRDM11
Product: PR/SET domain 11
Exons: 7
Coding region: 72-1622 (516 amino acids)
Biological process (GO): regulation of transcription by RNA polymerase II
Cellular component (GO): nucleus
Molecular function (GO): DNA-binding transcription factor activity, RNA polymerase II-specific; RNA polymerase II cis-regulatory region sequence-specific DNA binding; protein binding
Source: RefSeq, a predicted model, not a curated record
GGCCGGGGCGGCUGCGGGCACAGAUCGCCGCCGGCUCGGCGCGGAACUCGCAGGCUCCGGAGCAGGAGAACAUGAGUGAAAACUUGAAGGACUGUUUGAACCAGACCCAGGCUUCCUUAGGGGAGAUGGUGACAAUAAAAACAGAGGCCUGCUCUCCGCACCGGGACCAGGAGUAUGGACAACCUUGCUCUGGAAGGCCUGAUCCGCAGUCCAUGGAUGUAGAGCCCAAGAAACUGAAAGGGAAACGGGAUUUGAUCGUGACCAAGAGCUUCCAGCAAGUGGAUUUCUGGUUCUGCGAGUCCUGCCAGGAGUACUUUGUGGAUGAGUGCCCCAACCACGGCCCCCCAGUGUUCGUCUCCGACACCCCGGUGCCUGUUGGCAUCCCUGACCGGGCAGCGCUGACCAUCCCGCCUGGCAUGGAGGUGGUGAAAGAGCCCAGCGGGGAGAACGACGUGCGCUGUAUGAACGAGGUGAUCCCCAAAGGUCAUAUCUUCGGACCGUACGAGGGGCAGAUCUCUAGCCAGGACAAGUCUGCAGGAUUCUUCUCGUGGCUGAUUGUUGACAAGAACAACCGCUAUAAAUCCAUUGAUGGGACAGAUGAAACCAAAGCAAACUGGAUGAGGAACAUGGCUGAACGAAAGAGGAAGCCCAAGUUUUCCAAGGAAGAACUGGACAUUCUGGUCACUGAGGUGACCCGAAAUGAAGCCAUGCUGUUUGGGAGGGAGACAAUGCGUCUAUCCCAUGCUGACAGGGACAAGAUCUGGGAAGACAUAGCCAGGCAGAUCACAUCAGUCAGCCAGGUCCCCAGGUCUGUAAAAGACAUUAAACACAGAUGGGACGACAUGAAGAGAAGGACCAAGGACAAACUGGCAUUCAUGCAGAGGUCCCUCUCUAGCCCCAGCAGCAAGGGGCGGCCCUCGGCCAUCGUCCUGACCGCCCACGAGAGAGCCAUCGAGUCAACGCUGCAUUCAUCACGCCAGAUGCACGGCUUCCGGAGAGCGGAUCUGGACGUGGUUGACAGCCCGUCAACAAGCUCUGACGAAGAUGAAGAGAUGCCAGGCACUUCUCGGGAACACUGCUCCUCCUCGCUGAAGAGGGCCAGUGCAGGAGUCAGCCAGCUCUCUGGGCCCUCCUUCCUCCACACCUCUUCCUCGUCAGAGCACUCAGAAGCUAUCAGCCAAAGGCAGGAAUUGCACCGUCCAUCACCACGCACCUCCUCGUCCUGCAGACCCCCACGCCCCCGCACAAGGAGCCCGCCCCUCUCCAGCUUCGAUCGCCAGCUUCUUCAUUCCCACUCGCAGCAAACAGAGCUGUUCAGGCAGUUCUGCCAGGAGCUGGUGGCUAUUCACAGGGACAUGGCAGAGAGCAUGCACGUCAUCGGUCAGAAGAUGGCUGACCUCACCAGCCAGGUUGGCCGGAUGUGCCAAACCCUAUCAGAAAUCCGUGAUGGGGUCCAGGCUUUUCAUAGGAUACAGGGUCCUAGUGUCAUGCAGGGGUCUCUUCUGCAAGCAGCUUGCACAAAACCAGCCCCUGAGCCCAGUGCAGAGUCUAAUCAAACCCCCUCAAAACAGACUCCUCCUGCACGGACUACCAGGUCACGAAAGAGAAAACACCAUUUUUAGUCUGCUUCAUAUAAAGAAGGGUGCCCUGUCCUGAGCUGCUGCAUGCUCACAUGGCCUCUACAUGUGUAUUAGUACUAUGUGGGGAAGGUCAACAGCCACCCCCAACCCAUCCAUCCCCCAGCUAACAUCUAACAAAGCACUGUGAAUUAUGGCAGCUGACUAGUAGUGCUGUCCCUCUGCAGUGGCAAAGAGGAAUCUCAGACCUUAUAGAGCUUGGGAUGUAGGGCAUCUUUCUAUUCAUAGAGAUUAGGAGAUUUCACUGUUUUCCCCAUGCUUUAAACACUCUGUAAGCUAAGAGAUACAGUAGGGAAUCAUUAUCUUGAUCUCUUUUUGUGCCUGUGAAACAUUAUUUACUGAGGCAGUGUCCUAGAGAGCUCCCUUGCAAUCAACCCACAAAUUUACCCUAAUACUACCUUCCCAUCAUCUUCCUGUGAAUUAGUGUAUGCACUCUGCAGAGUGUUAACUAACAGAUGCAUCCUUACAGCUCUAAAGAUUUAUUGCUCAUUAUUUUUAUCUUGUGUUCAGCAAUAAUGGGCAAUUCAGGGCUUACUGUGACUGUUAGGCAUAGGUUUGGGAAAGGUAUAUAAAAGCAGAGCAUAUGCAGGAAAGGGAAGAAAGCACAAAGAUGAGAGAACUUUCUGCCAUCAGAAUGACAGGAGAAAAGAUCUGAGCCCUGUGUGGCAUUAGACUGCUGAGAAGGGCUGCUAUUGCACGUGCCUGGAUGCUGCAAUACCACGUGCAUUUAUAUCAAAUAGUUUAAUCUUUGUCUCCUCCAGUCUAUCUGAAACCCUCACCUACCUUUCACAAUUGCACUUAAAAUACGGUUAUUUCGUAAUAUGACAGCUCUUAAACAAAAUUGUAUCAUAUUAUUUUCUUGCAUGUUGUAAUCUUUAGUUUUGAAUCACCUCUGCCUCCUCAAAAUGUGAGAGACUGCACAGAAACAAGGGAAGAUACAGGGCCUGCUUCUGACCUCAAGAACAAUUUGGUUUUGUGUCACUGUAACUCUGUCAACUUCAGUACAGUUACUUUGGACUUGCUCAGUAUUACUUAGGGUGGAAUAUGUACUGUGUUCUCCUAUCAUGAAGAGUUUACAACCUCAAGUCCCAGCUGUAUAGUUUUAAGUUCUUGAACAUGUUGGUUUUAUACUGCUUCCUUUUCCCUUAGAGAUGCAAGAAAGAACUGUUUAAACAUUUUAAUUGCUUUAGUGCUGCAUGAGGUUUCCAUGUACAAUCCCAAUUCCUAAACUAGUCUUUAAUAAUGUCACCUUAGGUGGUGAUAACACAUGUGGCAGCUUUUUUACAGCAUCUCUGUUUUCUGCUUGAUUUGCACGUCCGCACCUACUGUGCUGCCCCCAUCUCUGGAUAAAUCUGGACCAUUAUCGUGUCGUGCCUCAGCAGGGAAGAGGGCCCAGGUGUUAUCCACACACAGUUAGCACACCACUGCUCUCUGGGGUGUUCUAUUGUGGGGAAAGGUGGGUUGCUGAAAACUAUUCAAGUUAACAUGAAUGCCCAUCAUCACGUAACGUGGGCUACAGGCUUAGCCAAAAAGCUGUAUAAAUUUCAGCAGGAAUGGAACAUAGGCAGCACAGAAUAGCAGAAGGAUGGCUCAUUUUAUGUCUUCUUGAAGGAUCUUCUUCAAUCUGUUGGCCUAUCCUUUGAAAGAAUAGUGCACUAGCUUCUCUGAUGGGAAGGUGACUGUACGUCUCCCGUGUCAGGCAUUCCUGAUGUUCUUUUCCUUUUUCCUUCUUAAUUGUUCUGUAAUCCUAAUUCGAGUAAUUUAUUUUUAGUGGUUUGGUAAAAGGCCCUUGCUCAAGAAAGUAGAGGUCUGGUAAAAACAAAGACCUCCUUUCUUCUGAGGAAUGACCCACUUUGGUUUCAUGCAAAGGAAGUUCCUCAUAGUGCUGGCGCCAGACCAGGGCACUUACCUUCCUGUGAGGAUGUCCUUCUACUUCUGUUGUACCGUUUGUGUUCUGCAAAAGUCACAGUCUCUCUUCAGUUGAAGGGAAGAUUGGGGAAAAUGGUGUAAGCGGAUCUAAUAAUAUGAAUCACAGAGAAAUGAAAAAAGGUGAUAAGUUUUAAAGGCUUUCUGAGUCAAUACAGUGCUGCUGCUAUAUAUUAGAGGUAGUAUUUUAUAUUUUUAUAAUAAAUGGUCCCUGCUGAUGUUCUCCCAUGGAUGUACUGAUAGGAUUAGUUCCUUCAAUGUUGCCUGGGGGGAUUCCAUGCAGGAACCCUCAGGUCAGCAUAGGAGGAGGCUCCCGCCAGUGCUGAGCGCUAGAGGGAGUUAGGGGUGCUGUUGGCAUCAUCGCUGCCAACAGUUUGCCUGCACAGACGCCUUGAGAGAGAGAGAGAACCUGUUGUCCUUGCGCAGGAAUUGCAACCUUCGUAGAACUCCCCAGAGGCUGGGCUCUGGUCUGGAGAAGGGGCCUUGUACUAUGGACUGACUGAGUUCUCCCCCAGUUUCCUCUGUGGACUAUUACAGAUUGGCCCAGCUCUGGGGACCUGUUGCCUGCCCUGUGUAGACCCCUUGGUGGAAUGGCUUUUCUGUACUGGCUCGCAAAGGAUACUUCCUCCUGCAGACAGCAUGUUAACUGGCUGUUGAAGUAAGUGCCCGUGUUAAAGCAAACUGCUGUGCUCAGCCCCACUGUCUCCAUGUCUUGUCCGUGCUGAAAAAUCCUCUCUCUCAAAGUAUUUUUGUUAAGAUUACAAUAAAUAUAUAACACUUUU